CGGUCUCUGCUCAGAGCUCGUAGCGCACGGCGGAGUGCGGCAGGCUCGAGCCGGUACCGUGCGCGCUGUGCGAACUCAAGAUGACCACGUGGAGUGUCCCGCGGAGGCCCUGCCGCGCGUUCGGACUUCUGCUGCUGGUGAUCUUGAGUUUCCUGGUGCUCCGCAGGUAUUUGCUCCUCAAGCCGAGAAGCUGUGACCAUGAGGUGACUCAGAGGCUGGACUGGCACCAUAUGCUCUCUCCCUGGCGGAGACGCCGGCAGUCCGGGCUGCACACCCAGGGUCAGAACUUUAUGCUGGAGGACUCCACCUUCUGGAUCUUCGGGGGCUCUGUGCACUAUUUUCGGGUGCCCAAGGCUUACUGGAGGGACCGCUUGCUGAAGAUGAAAGCCUGUGGUUUGAACACCCUCACCACCUAUGUCCCAUGGAACCUUCACGAGCCACAACGGGGCACAUUUGACUUCUCCGGGAACCUGGACCUGGAAGCCUUUGUCCUGAUGGCUGCUGAGAUUGGGCUGUGGGUGGUUCUGCGUCCAGGCCCCUACAUCUGCAGUGAGAUCGACCUUGGCGGCUUGCCCAGCUGGUUACUCCAAGAUUCUGGCAUGAGGCUGAGAACAACUUACAAGGGCUUCACUGAAGCAGUGGACCUUUAUUUUGACCACCUGAUGUCCAGGGUGGUGCCCCUCCAGUACAAGCACGGAGGACCCAUCAUCGCUGUGCAGGUGGAGAAUGAGUAUGGCUCCUACAACAAAGACCCCGCCUACCUGCCUUACAUCAAGAAAGCCUUUGAGGACCGAGGGAUUGUGGAGCUGCUCUUGACCUCAGACAACAAGGAAGGCCUGAGCAAGGGGACCGUCGAAGGAGUGUUGGCCACCAUCAACUUACAGUCACAGCACGAGCUGGAGUCUCUGAGCACCUUUCUCUCAAGUGUCCAGGGGGUUCAGCCCAAGAUGGUGAUGGAGUACUGGACAGGGUGGUUUGACUCCUGGGGAGGCCCACACAACAUCCUGGAUUCUUCUGAUGUUUUAAAAACAGUGUCUGCCAUCAUUGAUGCCGGCUCUUCCAUCAACCUCUACAUGUUCCAUGGAGGCACCAACUUUGGCUUCAUAAAUGGUGCCAUGCACUUUCAUGAAUACAAGUCUGAUGUCACCAGCUAUGAUUAUGACGCAGUGCUGACUGAAGCUGGGGAUUACACAGCCAAGUACACCAAGCUCCGAGAACUAUUUGGCUCCAUCUCAGAUGGCCCUCUUCCUGCCCCACCUGAGCUUCUUCCCAAGACUGUGUAUGAGCCACUGAAACCAGCUCUCUACCUGUCGCUGUGGGAUGCCCUGCAGUUCCUGGGGGAGCCAACCAAGUCUGAGAAGCCCAUCAACAUGGAGAACCUGCCAAUAAACAAUGGAAGUGGCCAGUCCUUUGGGUAUACUUUGUAUGAGACAACCAUUGACUCAUCUGGUGUCCUCAGUGGUCUUGUGCGUGACCGGGGACAGGUAUUCGUGAACACAGCGUCUGUUGGAUUCCUGGACUACGAAAGGAGGAAGAUUGUCAUCCCCUUGAUCCAGGGUUACACCGUGCUGAGGAUCUUGGUGGAGAAUCGAGGGCGAGUCAACUACGGGGAUACUAUCGAUGACCAGCGCAAAGGUUUAAUUGGGAAUAUCUAUCUGAAUAAUUCUCCCUUGAGAAACUUUAGAAUCUACAGCCUGGACAUGAAAAAGAGCUUCUUUAAGAGGCUCAGCUCUAGUGCAUGGAGCCCUCUCCCUGAAGCACCUACGUUACCGGCCUUCUUCUUGGGUGCCUUGUCUGUUGACUUUUCCCCUUUGGACACCUUCAUGAAGCUGGAGGGCUGGGAGAAGGGGGUGGCAUUCGUCAACGGCCAAAACCUUGGACGCUACUGGGACAUUGGACCCCAGGAGACACUGUACCUCCCAGGUGCCUGGUUGGACCAAGGCAUCAACCAGGUGGGAGCACCUGUAGCCCUUUCCCUUUCCCAGGAUCCCCUUCCCCUUCCCGCCCUCCCUGGUGUCUCAGUGUUUCUUGCGGGGAGGCAGGAGGCCCUGUUACUAUCUGUUAAGCCUGGUUCGGGCAGCAUGGGGUAGAUGUUGUGUUUCCUCCCACUUCGUCGAGUCUCCCUUUCUUUCUCUCCUGCUCUUCUUUCCCAUUCCGCCACUCCCUUCCCCCUUUGCAUCUCUUCACCCUCUACUUUUUUCUUUCUCUGCCUUUUGCUCACCCUGUACAUGCUGUACGCCAAGUGUGCAGCCCUAAGAGAGCUGCUCGCCCUGGCUCUGGCGUGUGACCCAUUGCUUCAUUGUUGUAUACUGAGGGAGGCAUUAAAUCCAAAGUGACCACUGUCCUGGUUCUCCCUGAGCUCAGGUGCCAGGGAUGGAGGGUGGUAGCAUUGCAGGUCUUCUGAGGCUGUGAGGAGGAGCAGAGGGUUUGACCAGUCUCCUCCGUGCUUGUCCAUCCUGCUGGUGGGCUGUGGUCCCUGUUGCUUCCAGCCUGGUUCCCAGCCCCUUCCCUCAUGGCUCCCUCGCCUGGCUCCUGACAAACUUCAACGGCUACUUGACCCCAGCCCUUCUCUCCCCAGGUCCUUGUUUUUGAGGAGAGGAUGGCAGGCCCUGUGAUCCAGUUUACUGACACACCCCGCCUGGGCAGUAAUCGGUACCUCAACUGAUCAGUACCACCCAGGGCCUUGUGGUGGUGGGGAGUGGAGCGGGCCCUUCCUCGCUGCAGCCUGGAGGCCUGGGGUGCUGCCCCUCAUGCUCCCCCCAGCAGAGCUUCCCUAUCUUGCCACCUCAGUCAGGGCUCCACUGCUGCCCGAGCUCCAGUGAAAGGCCCUAAUCCUAACAGGACAGAAGGCGGGUGGCGGUGGAGGGGGCCCUUCUUCCCUGCACAGGGUCUUGACUGGACUCUGUGGAGGGCACCUUUCCUAUUCCCUGCUCUUCCGGGAGAGGACAGAGGGGUGACAGACUGUCCUAUCAGAUCUCCACGUGGUGACCCCUGGGCCACAGAAUCCUGACCGGCAGGGCGGGCGCUGUACAUGGGUGUGUUCCUGUGGAUAUUCUCACCUGGCUGGCCUCGACCCUCAGGACCCCUUUAUGUUUCCACAGCAGCCACUUUGUCACUAUUUGUAGAGGGCAGUGAAGGGAGUGUCUCCCUUGAGCCACUGUUGUUUCUUUCCAGCCCUCCCCAAGUGUUCUGUGGGAUUCUGGAAGAAAUGCCACUUGAGAGAGAUGUGUUUUCUUUCCCUUCCCACUCAAAUUGCUUCUGACAGGAUGACAAGCUGAACUUAAGAGAAGCAGACAUACUCAGCCCCUUAUUUUCCUGAAUUAGAGGGUAUUCCCAGUUCUCAGGGAGAAGAGGAAACGCAGAUCCCAGUGGAAGCCACACCCCCAUCCCCAGGUACAGGAGGAGAAGAGCAGCAGGCCCACUCCAGUGGCCUCGUUGGAGGGGUAGCCUCCCAGGACACUGGGCCACCACAGGGCCUGCAGGCCUGGCACUGACCUUGCCUCCAGCUGGGUCUCCCUUCCCCAACCUCCUGUGACCAAACAGCAGGGAGGAGAGGCAGCCUUCCUUCACAGUUGUCUGUCCAAAAUUGAGGUGCUGGUUCUGGGGCUUGGGUCCAAUGGUUCAGCUCAGGCUUGCUGUCCUGACUUGCAGUGAAGCACUAUUGUUGAAUUGAACCCUUUGUUGGUAUUUCUUGGAUCCUGUCCAUGCUGCUGACAGCCAGAGGCAAAGGCGGUGUGCAGCCAGGCACACGCUUAAUGCUUCUGCCACUCGGUUCCUAGAGGCCGACUCCAUACCAUGCUCCUCUGGACCUCCAUCUCCACUGAGAUGUCGCUGUGGAUUGGAAGUGUCCUUGGAUUCAAGGCCACUACGAAUCCACUCUGGUGCAGGUGGGCAGAGGGGGACACAUCCAAAGGCUCUACCUGUGAGUCAGCUAUGGUGGGUGAGUUUUCUUCACAAACGACAUCUAGCCUUUACUGCCAAGAACUAAUGAUCUUCUGUAAUAGGCAAGUCAGAAAAGGGCACUACCCCAGGGCAGGGCCCACAGCAGGAACCCCUGAAGACUGGUGGGGACAGCCUGCCAGGAUAUCCCCAGGAGUCUCACAAACUCUCACCCUGUGCUUGGUUAAGGAGAGGGUUCCACACUGGGGCCGCUGGGCCUGAGAGCUGAGCCGGAUCAAGGACAGACAGUCAUAAGGCCUAGCCCAAGGGACCCCUGGGAGCACAGAGAUGAGGCCUAUUACAUGAAAAGCAUGCAUGCUGGCUGGGCAGCCAGGUGGGGCAAAGCCCCCAUCUCGGCCAAAUUCCCCAGCCGUGCCUGGACUGCUGUGGAAGAGAAAGCACGGAGCCUCCACGGUAAUGAGACUGGGACUACUUGGGCACUGUUGGCACUGGGCAGCAGGGCCUCCUGCCCUCGCUUUGCACCACAGUGCCUCUGCAAAGCUCUGUGUAGGAUGGCUUCUGUUGGAAGAUGUAACAGGAAGCUGGUGAAUCCUUUCAUAAACUGAAGAAUUCCCUCGAAACUCUCUUAAGGGAAGCUGCACAGGGAUGCACUGGCCUUUCCUUACAGUGAGGCCUCCUGCCCCAAACUUUCAGCUCUUGCCUCUUACCCACCAGAUAGCCCUGCAGCUCCUCUCUGUUAGAACCCCUUGUCUGAGAUCGUCCUCCAGAGCUUUCCCAUAGUUUGCCCAGAUCUUCCCAACUGCAUGGGUGCUCAGGUUCUUGAAGCCUCCUCCCAUAACCCCAACCUCUAAAUGCUGGCAGGCUGCAGGCCCACUCCCUGGCCUCUGUCCACACGCUGCAGUAGCUUCACUCACCUGGGGCUUGCAGACAGCCUGACAAUUAUACACUCCAAUGUUCAUCUCCACCUAGGUUCCAGGUGUACUGGCUACCAUCCACUCACCUCUCCUGCAUGUGUCUAAUGGGCACCUGACCUUGAACUCCAGUUACUACUGUCGUCCCUCCUUCACUCUGCCCCCUCUCAGGAAGUGGCACUUCUAUUUUGUGUCUUGGAUGUGUUUCUAACUUCUUUCAUAACCCACAUCCAUUCGUUAGCAACUUGGCUGUCCUUCUUACCCUUCAUUGUGUUUCUGUGGUGUAUCAUGUUAAUUGAUUUGUGGAUAUUGCACCAUCCUUGCAUCCCAGGAAUAAACCCCAUUUGA
Molecule: messenger RNA, 5159 nt
Organism: Phyllostomus hastatus (greater spear-nosed bat)
Lineage: Eukaryota; Metazoa; Chordata; Mammalia; Chiroptera; Phyllostomidae
Gene: GLB1L2
Product: galactosidase beta 1 like 2
Exons: 19
Coding region: 81-2090 (669 amino acids)
Biological process (GO): carbohydrate metabolic process
Cellular component (GO): vacuole
Molecular function (GO): beta-galactosidase activity
Source: RefSeq, a predicted model, not a curated record